AUGGUCUCGACUCAUGACCGCCCGCGGCUUACUGUUGCAAUAGUCGGAGGUGGAAUUGGUGGGCUUUGCACGGCCCUAUCCCUCCACUACCACUGUGGCUCUGCACUCCAGAUUAAUGUGUAUGAACAAGCUCCCCAAUAUAAGGAGAUCGGUGCCGGAGUAGGAAUAGGCAUCAAUGCAGCCAAGCUGCUUUACAAGAUCGGAAUUGGUGAGAAAGUUGCUGCAAUUGCAGGAAAACGAAGCGGCAUCUGGAUAACGUUCCGCAAAUUCGAUGAUGGAACAGACGUCGUGACGGUGCCGCUGGAAGAGACGGGCGAAGUCAGGCAAACACCUGUUCACCGCGCAGAGUUUUUGGAUCUCCUGGUCGAUAUAGUGAAGCAAAGAAACGCGGCAGAUCUUUACACUAACAAGCGAUGUCGCAAGUUAACAGAGGACGGAGACCAAGUUCUCAUCGACUUUGAGGACGGAACAAGCACAAAGGCAAAUCUAGUCAUUGGCUGUGAUGGCAUCCAUUCUGCUGUUAGAGCUCAGUUCACGAGCGAUAACCCUGACUAUAGCGGAAGGAUCGCUUAUCGGGGGCUGGUACCAAUAUCCGAAAUUGAAUCAUGGUGGGGAUUCGACACAUAUUCCGUGACCUGGCUGGGGAAGAAUCGGCAUUUUCUUUGCUUCCCAAUUUCGCAGAACAAGAUACUGAAUAUCGUUGCAUUUGUGGCGGAAAAGGAAGAGAAUUUGGGCGAUCUGAGGGAAAGCUGGACGGCGGUUGGAGAAAAGCAAGAAGUAUUCGACGCUUUCAAAUUGUUCGAGGAACGUGUCCAGAAAGUGAUUCAAUUGAUGGACGAUCAGCCGUCCAAGUGGCUUAUAAAUGAUCGAAAACCUUUGGAUCAAUGGGUAUACCUGGGAGGCAAGGUUGUGCUACUAGGCGAUGCUGCACAUGCCAUGACACCUCACCAAGGUCAGUCCUUGGAACUUCUCUUCUUUGACCGUACUAACAAGCGGAAAGGUGCCGGAGCAGGUCAGGCGAUCGAGGAUGGGUACAUUCUCGGGCGUGCGCUUUCAGAUUAUCUGCAAAGCUCGCACUCGAGUUCAGAUGCUUUGGAAUCUUGGGUACAACUGUAUCAGGAUGUCCGACUGCCACGGGCACAGAAGGUUCAGCGGACAAGUAGAGACGCAGUAGAGGUGUACCAGGCUCAGGCGGAUAUCAUGAAGGAUCUACCAUUCGACGAAUGUGUUCCAGAGAUCCACAAGCGUGUAAUUGAUAGAAUGCGUUGGGUUUGGACGGACGACAUUGAUGCAGAGUAUGAUCAGGCUGUGAAGAAGCGGAAAGCGCCGAGUAUAUCAGCACAUAUUUAG
Messenger RNA from Exophiala bonariae, 1350 nucleotides. RefSeq lists its product as uncharacterized. The coding region runs from base 1 to 1350 and encodes 449 amino acids. Gene Ontology annotation, biological process: secondary metabolite biosynthetic process. Lineage: Eukaryota; Fungi; Ascomycota; Eurotiomycetes; Chaetothyriales; Herpotrichiellaceae. The transcript has 2 exons. Gene Ontology annotation, molecular function: FAD binding. The record is from RefSeq and is a predicted model, not a curated record.